This is a messenger RNA of Lontra canadensis (Northern American river otter), 939 nucleotides long. Its product is annotated as olfactory receptor 51I2. Lineage: Eukaryota; Metazoa; Chordata; Mammalia; Carnivora; Mustelidae. The transcript has a single exon. The record is from RefSeq and is a predicted model, not a curated record. Gene Ontology annotation, biological process: G protein-coupled receptor signaling pathway. The coding region runs from base 1 to 939 and encodes 312 amino acids. Gene Ontology annotation, cellular component: membrane. Gene Ontology annotation, molecular function: G protein-coupled receptor activity; olfactory receptor activity.
AUGGGACUGUUCAAUGUCACUCAUCCUGCUUCCUUCCUCCUGACUGGCAUCCCUGAUCUGGAGAGCGCUCACUCCUGGCUAGCAGGGCCCCUCUGCGUGAUGUAUGCCGUGGCCCUCGGAGCCAAUGCUCUGAUCCUACAGGCCGUGAGAGUGGAGCCCAGCCUCCACGAGCCCAUGUACUACUUCCUGUCCAUGCUGUCCUUCAGUGACAUGGCCAUGUCCAUGGCCACAUUGCCCACUGUGCUCAGAACCUUCUGCCUCAAUGCCCGCAAUAUUGCUUUUGAUGCCUGCCUCAUCCAGAUGUUUCUCAUUCAUUCCUUCUCCAUGAUGGAGUCAGGGAUUCUGCUGGCCAUGAGCUUUGACCGCUAUGUGGCCAUCUGUGAUCCCUUACACUACGCCACUGUGCUCACCAAUGGAGUUAUUGCAGGAAUAGGUGUAGCUGUGACAGCUCGGAGUUUCAUCACCCUCUUUCCCCUUCCCUUCCUCUUCAUGAGGCUGCCUAUCUGUAGCUCCAAUGUUCUUUCCCAUUCCUACUGCCUGCACCCAGACAUGAUCAAGCUGGCCUGUGCUGAUAUCACUAUCAAUAGCAUCUAUGGCCUCUUUGUUCUUGUAUCCACCUUCGGCAUGGACAUGUUAUUUAUCUUCCUCUCGUAUGUGCUCAUUCUGCAUUCAGUCAUGGCCAUCGCUUCCCGCAAGGAACGUCUGAAAGCUCUCAACACUUGCGUGUCACAUAUCUUGGCUGUGCUUGCGUUUUAUGUGCCGAUGAUUGGGGUUUCAGUAGUGCACCGCUUUGGGAAGCAUGCCCCAUGCUAUGUACAUGUCCUCAUGUCCAAUGUUUACCUCUUUGUCCCUCCUGUGCUCAACCCUCUCAUUUAUAGCGCCAAGACAAAGGAGAUCUGCCGAGCCAUUAUCCGUAUGUUUCGCCCCAUCAAAACGUGA